This is a messenger RNA of Psilocybe cubensis, 174 nucleotides long. RefSeq lists its product as uncharacterized. Bases 1 to 174 code for a protein of 57 amino acids. Lineage: Eukaryota; Fungi; Basidiomycota; Agaricomycetes; Agaricales; Agrocybaceae. The transcript is spliced from 2 exons. The record is from RefSeq and is a predicted model, not a curated record.
AUGCCCAAUACACCGGUGGAAUGGUAUGUUGACAGAAAUGCUGUUGGAUUGGAAGAUUUAACAAAGAUAUGGGCCUAUGCAGAUAGGCUCAUCCCUCGGGUUGAUUUUAUUCGGGGUGAGCUACCCACUAGUUCUGUCUACAAGCAUAAGUUAAGCGUAGGAUUCCAUUCAUGA